Molecule: messenger RNA, 4006 nt
Organism: Hylaeus anthracinus
Lineage: Eukaryota; Metazoa; Arthropoda; Insecta; Hymenoptera; Colletidae
Product: leucine-rich repeat flightless-interacting protein 2
Exons: 11
Coding region: 1536-2603 (355 amino acids)
Biological process (GO): regulation of DNA-templated transcription
Source: RefSeq, a predicted model, not a curated record
GCAGAUUGUGUGUGUGCUUUCACAUUCGCAUGCAUCACCGUUCCAACUCCCAACUUCCAACUCCCAGCCAGGUCCCAGGAUACAUAUAUGUAUAUUCAUUCGAUCGAAAAAUGUGUCUUCCGCUAUAUUCGAGUGCGAGCCAGCACAUCGUUUUCGCGAGUUGUUGCCAAUAGAAGAGAGGAAGAGCGCAUUGUCUGGGCUCGCGCGUGACAUUCUCGCCUUUAGGAUACAUUUGAUGUAUUCGACGUAUUACAUGGACCGUGGUCGACUCUAAACUCUAAUCGAGCACCGGAACCGCAUCGUCGUCGUGUCGUCGAUUCCGAUUCUCGGCCCGCUGAUGGUCAUCGUAGUGAACUCAUCCGAUUUCCAUCGAUUGUAUUUAUAGUGUCUCCCGGUUUAUUUUCGCACGCGGUUCCUUUGGGGAAAAGAUGCGCCUAUCCGCUGGCUGACAGCAAUUUCCUACAUCCUGCUACCAGAUGCGAUAUACUCUUUUCGCGCACGCGCGUUGGACAUGGUGCCAGUAACGUGCCUUGACGGAGUAGAAGGGAUUAUCUUUCGGGCUCCUUUCAGAUUGUCCUAGAAAUUAAUUAAAACAUUUUUGUACAACAAUAAAGAAGCUAAAAGAGUGAACGAUGUUGAAGUAACUUAAUUAUCUGAGCGAACUGAGCUAUCUGAAACUUUAUCGUUGUAUCGAUGUUAACGGUAUCUCGGCUGUAAAAUCCUUUUGUACAGAAACUAAAAAAAAUGUUGUUGGGUACAGAAUGCUUUAAAGAACCUGAAUAUUUGAAGAACCCAAUGCAACACCUUUACCAAAGCUAUGAAAAUUUUAUUUUGACUAAAAAUAAGAAGAAAAGCCUUUUCGUUUUUCUGGGUCCGGUAGUCGUUAGUGCCCGUAAUACUGAUUUCAUACACCGCUGUUUUCUAAUGCGCAUGCUUGGAAAAAGCAUCAAAUCUGGUAACACUGUUUCAUACAGAUAUGAUAUCCGUGUCGUGCAUCGCGAAUUCUUGUGAAUGUGGUCAAUUGUGGAUUCACCGUUGAUCGCCAAGUGAUAUGCAAAGUGCGAGCAAGCACGUAAUUAGACCUGUACUGUAAAGGUGUUAUUCUUAGCGUGAAAACAUUGUAACGUUAGAACACGAAGGACCAUUUUUACCUGUGCUAAAUUCAGUUUACCAUUCCCUAACAAGACCACUCUCGCAUGUCGCCGGGUAUUGUCAACCUAUAACUCAUAGAAAUGGUGCCAACAAGUCAUUCGUUAUGCAUAUUAAUGUGUGGUGGUUUGUCUUCUUGCGCGAUAAAGGACGUGGAUCUGUCUAGCGUGAGUUGCUGGUAUCAAAGCGAAAAGUGUGUAUUAAAGCACAGAAUACAAAAUGGAAUCUGCUAUAGCUGGGCGUAGACGGACUGCUACGCGACAUUCAGCAGAGGAUCAAGCUUUCGAUCAGAUUGCCAAGGAGGAUGGAUUUUCCAUACAUACUUUCAGGCAGAAGCUAGAUUAGCUGCUAGAAGACAAGCAAGAGCAGAAGCAAGAGAGAUACGGAUGCGCGAAUUAGAAAGACUGCAAAAAGAGGCAGAGGAGACUGCGGAUAGAGUUUACGACAUGUGUUCAGCCGACGUCAAUAGAACAAUGAGAGUAACUCCUGAUUCUGUAAGGACAUCGCGUCUCCUUACAAACUCUAACAAUUUUCAAUCCAGUCGUAGAUCUUCCGAAGAUUCCUUGGAAGAUGCUGGCCUAAGCAGAGACCUCAGGUUAGAGUUGAAGGAAUUUGAGGAGAAAUUUAGAAAAGCAAUGAUAGCUAAUGCUCAGUUAGACAAUGAAAAGUCUUCUUAUGCCUAUCAAGUUGAUUUAUUGAAAGACAAGCUGGAAGAGUUGGAAGAAACAGUUGCACAACUAUGCAGGGAACUUAGAGAGAAGAAUCGGGACUCUGAACAGUUAAAAAGAAUCAGUCAGAGAUUAAAAGAUGAAUUAGAUAUAUGCCAUGCCCAGCUAAUAGAAAGAGAUACGCUUAUACAAGAGAAUGGUCUAGUUAUUAUUGAUGACGAGGAAAGCGAAAACGAAGAUAAUGACGUUGAAAAUGGUCCACGUCCGAGACGAAGAGUACUAGUCAGUACGGAAGCAGCAGAAUUAUUGCAAAAUGCUGGAAAAGGUUCAUUAGAUGUUCGGCUGAGAAAAUUUGCUUCUGAAAAAAAGGAAUUGCAGGAUGAAAUACGCCACUUACGAUUGGAAUUGGAGGAGACCAGAAAUCGUAUUAGAUCCGAAAGAUCACCCGGUUCAGUAUUAGGUUGUUUAUCAGACAGCGAAGACGUGCAACGAGAAGCAAAUAAACUCCUGGCAGAUUAUAAAUUUAAGAUUCAAAAAGCAGAACAAGAUAUGUCCACGUUGCAAGCCACAGUGGCUAGGCUAGAAAGUCAAGUGAUACGUUACAAGUCGGCGGCAGAAGCAUCCGAGAAAGCAGAAGACGAACUGAAAGUCGAAAAGAGAAAAUUACAAAGAGAAGUCAGAGAGACUCAAGGUCGCGUGGAAGAGUUGGAGACGGCAAAUUCUCAUCUCCAGAGGCGAUUGGAUAAACUGAAAAACGCGAAAUCAGCUCUUCUUAAGGAGCUUUGACGAGACGACUUUUUGGGAUCUGUACAAUGAGUCUGCCAUUUUCUUCUAUUUUGCAAAAACCGUGUGCCGAUGUUGCCUCCACAUAAAUAUUACUUGACACUUUGAAUAUAAUUUAUACAGAAAAUAUGUGAAACAUGCAUAGUAUCUUUACACGAUUUUAAAUGAUUUUUAUGUACAAUACUACUACCUAAAAAUGAUAUCCGAGAGGAAUGGCUACUUGAUACGUCAUACUUGCAUAACACGCAAAGUCUAAACUGCUAUGAAAGGAAGUCAUUGUUUUGUAUUCGAUACACCAUCGACACUAAUCGUUAUUCUGCAUUUUAUUUCGAACAGUCUUCUUAAUGCAUUUCAAACGUCGAAUAUCUGAUGAUUGUGUGAGUAGUUAUGGAAUCGAUUCGUAAUUUGUACAUUAUUUGGAGUUAGAAAGCUGACUUGUACAUCAUAAAUUUGCAAAUUUUCUGUUUCCCAAUAAGACGGAUAAUAUUUACUAUUCAUGGUGUAUAUUUCAGCAUGAAAAUACAUAUAUUAAUAAGAUACUUGAGGCUUUCACGGCCCGGUUCUUCAUGAUUGAUACUAACCGAGGCUUAUGGUUGUAAACUGUGUCCUUUGCAUAAGCUACUUGGUUAUUUCGUCAGCAUUGUAGCUAGUUUCUUCGAAGGUCCAAUGACGUAUGACACUGACAUACCAAUGCAUAGCUAACGCAGCCUAACGUGACCUAACCUGGACCUAUAUAUCUAUAUACUAGGUUAACCAUGUCAGAGUGAGGUUAGGCAUACAGUAAUAUAUGUCAGUGUCAUUUAACCCUUCAACACCUUGAAGAAGCUAGUUGCAAUGCUAGCGAAACUAUUGUAAGUAGUAUCUUUUGCAAAGAACAUGACUUAUAUUCGGAAGUCUCAAUUAGUAUCAACUAUGUAUAUCGAUAAGUGUAAUUUGUUUUACAUCGAAUAAUUUAUAAAUACAUUUCUAAAGAUACGAGAUAUUUAUAACUUCUAUAAAAAAAAAAAAAAAAAAAAAAAACAUGUAGUUAAAACUAGAGAUCAAACGGAAACAACGUCUCUGAUGCUCGUUUUCUAUUAUCGAAAAGACGAACAGCGGGACUUGUGGGAAACAUUUUUAAUUUUAUAAUGUAUUUGUUAUAUUCGCGAUAAAUUAAUAUUGGAAUUUAUAUACUGGCCGGGACAGAUCUAAUUUUCAAACUAAAUAAAAUUUGUAAAUUUUUCACGACUGAAUGCAUCGCCAGCCUCGUCGGUGUCCAAUUUUAAUAUACCAUUUUACAACUAAAUUGUCUCAAGAACUGACUUUUUAUUCCUUGGACUGAUGCGAAUUAAAGAAAGUAGAUAUGUAUAAUAGUGUGGUCUUUGUACAUUCGAAAUAAAUUGAACUACGUUGUUGAAGCUAUAUAA